Spirometra erinaceieuropaei is the source of this 426-nucleotide messenger RNA. NCBI's taxonomy places the organism in Eukaryota, Metazoa, Platyhelminthes, Cestoda, Diphyllobothriidea, Diphyllobothriidae. The record is from the annotation of a GenBank genome assembly.
AUGGCCGAAAACGCUGCAGCGUUGCGGAGAAAUGACGCCAGCUCUGAAGUUACGGCUCAUUCGACGAGAUCCCGCCACAUAUUCGAAUUCGACGAGGCCGAAAUUCUCGCAAGAGGUGACAACCGCGUGAGCCAGGAGCUAACUGAAUCAUGGUUUACUGUCCCUCAGUCCAUUAACAUGUGCAAUGAACUUCCCCCUCCAUACUCCGCGCUGAGACUUCGUCUAGGCGGAGUAAUUGGCAACGUGGGAAGCGCACAGCUGAAAACUCUUCCCAACACCCGGGUCAGCGCGUCAGAUGGUCGAGCAAUCAUCACACCAGCAUCCAAUGCACGUGAUCAAAUUGCAGCAAUUAACGACGCGAACGUCGGCCAUCUAACAGUUACCACACCAAAUGCAACGACCCCUGAUGGGGAUGGGGAGACGUGA